Molecule: messenger RNA, 795 nt
Organism: Drosophila teissieri
Lineage: Eukaryota; Metazoa; Arthropoda; Insecta; Diptera; Drosophilidae
Exons: 3
Coding region: 94-702 (202 amino acids)
Source: RefSeq, a predicted model, not a curated record
GUAGUAGUAGAUAGUAGUAGACUAGUUAAAAGCUUUCAUAGGCAACAGACCAAAUACCAAACCUUCAAAAAGCAUUGCAAAAAUUGACCGGAAAUGUCAUCUAAUGAGAUUUGUCAAGAAAGUCGGAAAGAAAACUCACGUUGGAAGACUAUUGAGCGCAGAUGCAAAGCCAUACCCAGAUUGAAGAGCUUCUUUUACAUCUACGAUUUGGAAAAAGGAUGCAGGAUAAUAGCAGGAUUUGAGGCUUUGGUGAGCGUGAUACAGAUACUGGCUAUAUAUUAUUUGGCCAAUCAAUCAGGGCCAAGUCGUAUGUUACCUGAUCCCUUUUGGAUCACCAAAAUCGAUAGGGAGGGAAUAAUCAAAAGGAAGUUACUUUAUCAUACAAAUCAGCACUUUUGCAUGGGACUCGGACUGGUUACUCUGCUCAACUCGCUGCUGCUGUUCAUUGGAAGCAAAUGGGGUCACCAGGUGUGCCUCUUUCUUUGGAUUUACAUCACGCUGUUCACCACUCUCAUAUCGAAUGUUAAUAAUACCUUACGGAACUUUAAUUUUACGCAAGCUUUCAUAACAUUUCCAUCAUUAGCUCUGGAGGGCUACUUUGCACUGGUAGUUGUAUCUUUGAUUUGCAAAUUACACGAGAAACGAGAUGAUUGCAUCUCAUACAGCGAAAUGCACAACAAAAAGAGUACCGAACAGAUAUAAGCAGAUUUUUGCUAUUUAUUUGCAUGAUAUUUUGUGAAUUUACAAAUGUUUAGAGAAAAACUUGUAUUAAGUUGCGCACCUAUUCAAAUAAAA